Messenger RNA from Nicrophorus vespilloides, 1718 nucleotides. Its product is annotated as 4-coumarate--CoA ligase-like 5. Lineage: Eukaryota; Metazoa; Arthropoda; Insecta; Coleoptera; Silphidae. The transcript is spliced from 5 exons. Gene Ontology annotation, biological process: long-chain fatty acid metabolic process; fatty-acyl-CoA biosynthetic process. The coding region runs from base 24 to 1703 and encodes 559 amino acids. The record is from RefSeq and is a predicted model, not a curated record. Gene Ontology annotation, molecular function: long-chain fatty acid-CoA ligase activity.
AUAAAGAAAGAAUUUCUUCGCCGAUGACGAUAGAAGUGUGUUGUGCAUGUAUAUCAUCGCACCAACGGAUAGAAAUGGCAGAUUACAUUUGCGACCCGAUUUACGAUGAGGAAACGAAGAUCAUCCAGGGAUGCCCGGAUGUCUACGAGCCGGAUCCAAAAGGGCUCGGACACGCUUUCUACAACAGCAUGCUCAAGAACGAAGAUCUGAUUGCCCAAAUAGGUUGGCCGAGCGGAAGGACAGAAACUUUCGGGUCUUUGCUGAAGAGAUGCGUUAGAACUGCGAUUGCAUUGAGGAAUAGCGGAGUAGAACCGGGAGACGUAAUCAGCCUCUGCUCGGUGAAUAAUUUCGAUAAUUGCGUUCCGUUCGUCGCGGCGCAAUUCAUCGGAGCCGUUGUGGCUUCUUUAGAUCCCACCAUUGUUUUGGAAGACACCGAGCACCUGGUGAAACAGGUCAACCCGAAAUUCAUCUUCGUCUCGCAAGAUUCCGAAGGAAUGAUUCGCAAUGCAUUAGCCAACGUCGGCUUGAACGAAACCAGGUUGGUUUUAAUUGGAGACGACUCGAACUUCGAAGAUUUCGCGUGCGAAACUGAAGACGAAAGCGACUUCUCUCCUUACGAAGUCGAAGAUAACACGACUACAGCGGUUAUCUUAUUCAGCAGCGGAACCACAGGCUUAUCCAAAGGCAUAUGCGUCCAUCAUUACGGAUUAUCUUUCCAAGCUCAUUUCUUAUGCAAUAACGGCGGUGUCUACGAUUCCAUGUUGAGUUACGCUUCGACGUAUUGGAUUUCUACAGUUUUAUUCUUGAACAUUCAACAUCUUUUCGGAAAAAUGAGAUGCAUUGUUCCCAAAUUCGAUACGAACGAGUUUUGGGAAAUCUUAGAAGCUUGCAAGGUCACCUUUAUAUUUAUGGCUCCAAGUCAAGUCGUGAGGAUCAUAAAGGCAGGAAGACCCGAAGGAGUUGAUACAACUAGUCUUCACGAUAUUAUAAUUGGCGGAGGUCCGCUUUCUGCUGAAAACAACAUGUUGAUGGGAGAUUUGGUGCCUGGAGCUUUCGUGCAUUUAGCUUAUGGACAAUCUGAAGCCACAGGACUUUUAACAUGUUUCAGACCUAGCGAUAGAAGAGAUGUUCUGCACAUGCACAAGAAAUACAGCUCUUGCGGUCGCCCACUCAGCGGUAUUCAAUACAAAAUUGUAGAUCCUGAAUCUGAAGAGGUGCUGGGAUUCAAUCAGCAAGGCGAGUUGAGGUUCAAGCAUAAGUGUCAAAUGAACGGCUACUACAACUUGGACACGACCUCCAGCUUCGACGCGGAUGGUUGGAUCAAAACAGGGGACAUAGCGUAUUACGACGAGGAUUUUUGCUUUUACAUAGUGGACAGGAUCAAGGAGAUGCUCAAAUUUCAAGCCUUUCACAUUCCCCCAGCUAAAAUCGAAGGAGUUUUACUCGCCCAUCCGCAGAUCGCUCAAGCCGUCGUUAUCGGAAUUCCCAACGAGGAAGACGGCGAUCAUCCGAUGGCUUUGGUGAUGUUACACGCAGGAAAAGAGUUAACCGAAGAGGAUUUAAUUAAGUACGUGGAGAAUCGCGUCGAGGAUAGGUACAGGUUGAGAGCUGGAGUCAGGUUCUUGUCUUCACUUCCAUACACGCCCUCCGGCAAAGUCAAGAAGAACCAAUUGAAAAAGAUGAUAUUAUCUGGUGAAUUGUAGUAAAAAUUAAAUAAA